GGUUUCUCCACUUCCACCGUCGUCUGUCAUUCUCCUCUCCACAGUGAUCUUUGUGGCAUUCCAAUCCCGCCUCCCUAGUCGGUUGUAUAUAAGCAAAGGAGAUGGAGAAGUUGGAAGAUCUGAAAAUCGUGGCGGAGCAGUGGUGGAAUCAAGGCAUUGAGUAUCUUCAGAAGAUACCACCGAAUCAGCUCUAUGCAGCCAUUGGUGUUCUCUUGUUCACAACCGUUUUGCUACUCUUAUCAUUUCGAUUGGUGAGACGCACCAAAUCCAACACUGUGCUUCUUUCUGGUCUAACCGGAAGUGGAAAGACUGUGCUCUUCUAUCAACUCCGAGAUGGAUCAUCUCAUCAGGGCACUGUUACAUCAAUGGAACCCAAUGAAGGCACUUUCAUUUUCCACACUGAAAACUCUAAGAAAGGAAAAAUCAAGCCUGUUCAUCUUGUUGAUGUUCCUGGGCACUCUCGGCUUCGACCUAAGCUAGAAGAGUUCUUGCCCCAAGCAGCUGCCAUUGUCUUUGUUGUAGACGCCUUGGAGUUCCUCCCAAACUGUCGUGCAGCUUCAGAGUACCUAUACGACAUUCUGACCAAUGCCAACGUUGUCAAGAAGAAGAUACCAGUCCUCCUUUGCUGUAACAAGACAGAUAAACUCACCGCACACACCAAGGAGUUCAUCAGGAAGCAGAUGGAGAAAGAAAUUGAGAAACUAAGGGCUUCAAGGAGUGCAGUAUCUACAGCUGACAUAGCCAAUGACUUCACAAUCGGAAUCGAAGGAGAAGUGUUCUCCUUCUCGCAUUGCGGUAACAAAGUCACUGUCGCUGAAGCAUCUGGACUCAAUGGAGAAACUGUUCAAAUCCAAGACUUCAUUCGAGAAUACAUCAAACCCUGAGAGCCCAAUCUAUCAAAUCCUUAUCAUAGACUUCUUAUGCACUUGGUCUGUGACUGUCAUUGGAGUUUAGAGAUCUUUUUUUGUAUAUGAGUUGUUGUCUGAGAUCUUUCGAAAGGUUAAAGGACUUUAGUACUAAAAAAAGAGAAAUGUUAAACAAAACUUGAAACUAGUACAUAUAUGAGUGUU
Messenger RNA from Eruca vesicaria subsp. sativa (arugula), 1070 nucleotides. The record is from the annotation of a GenBank genome assembly. Lineage: Eukaryota; Viridiplantae; Streptophyta; Magnoliopsida; Brassicales; Brassicaceae.